CACUACUACAUCCCCCCACCACCAUCACCUCAAGAACUCUGACUCAAAAUGACGAAGGGUACCACCUCGUUCGGUAAGCGCCACACCAAGUCGCACACUGUGUGCCGACGAUGCAACAAGCGAUCGUUCCACCGACAGCACAAGACCUGUGCUUCGUGCGGAUACCCUGCCGCCAAGAUCCGAUCAUACGAGUGGGGCCAGAAGGCAAAGAGGAGGAGGACCACUGGUACCGGUAGGAUGAGGUACCUGAAGACCGUUCCCCGCAAGGCCAAGAACGGAUUCCGCACUGGUGUCGCUACCAAGAAGGCUGUUGCCGCUUCGGCUUAAGCUGGUCGUUCCUCAACGAUCACCUUCUCGAAGCAUAUAGUCUCCUUGUUCUCGCAUAUCAUCAUCAUCCCACUACGCAUUACGCUUCGGCCGAAGUGUUCUCGACGACA
Microstroma glucosiphilum is the source of this 437-nucleotide messenger RNA. RefSeq lists its product as hypothetical. Bases 49 to 327 code for a protein of 92 amino acids. NCBI's taxonomy places the organism in Eukaryota, Fungi, Basidiomycota, Exobasidiomycetes, Microstromatales, Microstromataceae. The record is from RefSeq and is a predicted model, not a curated record. Gene Ontology annotation, molecular function: RNA binding; structural constituent of ribosome. Gene Ontology annotation, biological process: translation. The transcript has 5 exons. Gene Ontology annotation, cellular component: cytosolic large ribosomal subunit; ribosome.